Ceratitis capitata (Mediterranean fruit fly) is the source of this 1836-nucleotide messenger RNA. RefSeq names its product carnitine O-palmitoyltransferase 2, mitochondrial (gene CPT2). Gene Ontology annotation, biological process: fatty acid beta-oxidation. The record is from RefSeq and is a predicted model, not a curated record. The transcript is spliced from 4 exons. The coding region runs from base 1 to 1767 and encodes 588 amino acids. Gene Ontology annotation, cellular component: mitochondrion. NCBI's taxonomy places the organism in Eukaryota, Metazoa, Arthropoda, Insecta, Diptera, Tephritidae. Gene Ontology annotation, molecular function: carnitine O-palmitoyltransferase activity.
AUGCAUGCAUUGCCACAUGCUGUUGGAGUCUGCCCCUGCCUAUAUCUAAAAAAUCGCCGCCAACCAACACCAAUGCGCGAGACAAACCCCAGCGGGUUUGAUAUGUAUUUGAGUGAUCGGAGUCCACUACCUCUGAAUUAUAAUCCCUUGCUUAUUAUGAAGCAGGAAACAAGGAAAGAGUAUCAAAAUCAAUUACUGCGUGCUACUAAUUUAACAAUAAGUUCGAUGAGAUUUUGGCGGUCGCUUCAAGCAGAUCUUUUAGAACCUGAAAUUUAUCAUUUGAAUGCUAAGAAAACUGAUACAGAAAAUUUUCGAAAACUAUUAAGAGUAAUUCCACAAGGAGCAGCAACAUAUGGAGCGUAUACUUUUAAAGCAUUUCCACUAGAUAUGAGUCAAUACAAUCGAUUAUUCGGAGUAUCUAGAAUACCUGGAAAAGGGAAAGAUACGUUGGUACAACAUAAAAAAUCAAGUCAUAUAUUGGUAUUACGGAGUGGCAACUUAUAUUCAUUAGAUGUUUUGGAUGAAAACGGAAAUAUAGAGCAGCCCAACAUAAUUUACGGGCGUCUGGAAGCUAUUUUACGAAUGGACAAGCUUAGUGGCGACUCUAGGACACCUGUUGGGGCACUUACAUCUAUUAACCGAGACGAUUGGGCUGAAAUUCGACAAUAUUUAGCCAAUAACGUAUGCGAAGAAAACAAGCGACUACUUGAAAGAGAAGUAGAUGCUGCUCUCUUUUGUUUGUGCUUAGACGCAUCAGAUGAUCCCAUGUAUAGCGAAGAAAAUUUUGUUUCACUUCUGAAGCAUUUGUUGGCAGGAGAAGGCAAGAAUCGCUGGUUCGAUAAGUCUAUCUCGUUAAUAGUGAGUGCAGAUGGAACAGCUGCAAUUAAUUUUGAACACUCUUGGGGGGAUGGUGUUGCCGUACUGAGGUAUUUUAAUGAAAUAUAUGAGGACUCUAUCAGAAAUCCUUUCGCAAAUCCUGGCAUAGUCUCUGUUAGUUCAGAUACUACGAAACAUGUUAGACCUAUCGAGAUAAAAACCGAUCAGUUAAUAGCAGCUGCUAUUGAAAAAGCGCUGACAAACAAUAAAAAUUUAAUGGAUAAAUUAAAUAUUGAUAUGAUAAAGUGUACUAAAAUUAACAAAGAACUGUGUAAAAGUCAUAGUAUAAGUCCUGACGCAGUAAUGCAACUUUCAUUUCAACUCGCAUAUAAACGUGCAUUUAAUAAUUACGUUAGCACCUAUGAAUCUUGUAGCACGGCAGCAUUCCGACAUGGGCGUACAGAAUCUGUUCGCCCAUGUACUAUGUCAACAAAACAGGUUUGUGAAAGUUUAUUGAAAACGGAGGGCAGGCAACCGGAUUUCAAUGAAAUAUAUUCGUCAGUAAAAUUAUGCUCUCAAGUGCAUAACAAGUUAACGAGAGAGGCUGCCAUGGGUCAAGGCUUCGAUAGGCAUUUAUUUGCUCUAAGACAUCAAGCUAUUGUUCAUGGAAAACAAUUGCCAGGAAUAUAUACAAGUGAAGCUUAUGCAAAGAUGAAUCACAACGUUAUUAGCACUUCAACAUUGUCUUCAAAUGCUUUAUUAGCUGGUUCUUUUGGUCCUGUAGUGCAUGAUGGACUCGGAAUUGCGUAUUCCAUACAAAAUGACCAUUGCGGUGCCAUUGUUUCUUCUUAUGAGAAUCAAUGCAAUGGAAAAGAAUUUGUUGAUAGCCUGGGGAUGUCCUUUGAUGAUUUAUUCCAAAUUCUUAAAAGGGGACAAAAAAAAAUUAGAUAAUAAUUAUAACUUUUUUUAUUAAAAUGUAUAUUUUGUACGCAGUCAAUAAAAGAAAGUUCUUAAAAACAA